Cryptosporidium muris RN66 is the source of this 423-nucleotide messenger RNA. RefSeq lists its product as uncharacterized. The record is from RefSeq and is a predicted model, not a curated record. Bases 1 to 423 code for a protein of 140 amino acids. The transcript has 2 exons. NCBI's taxonomy places the organism in Eukaryota, Apicomplexa, Conoidasida, Eucoccidiorida, Cryptosporidiidae.
AUGAGGCAAGCUAUACUUAAGACUCGCAUAAUUUCAGAACGUUUUAUAAGGUCAAACAUAGCAGAACAAUUAUUAGAUAAUGCUUGUAAUGCUGCUCAUGAAGUUAUAGAUGAACAAUAUUCUAGGAUAGACAAUCGUCAUUUGGUGUAUUUAAGCUCAGAUAUAACAAUACAAGGAAAAUUAGUUUACUACAAAUAUUAUAAAAAAAAGUGGUACAUGUGUAUAUCUCCAUCAAGAGUACAAACAACAAAAUCUAAUCAAUCAAAAUUAUCAAAGAUACAUAGUAUCCCAUUUAAGAAAAGCUCUAUAAUUGCAAUAGAAGCUAUUGAAUAUUCAUCUUGUAAUAUAGAUAAAGCUUGUAAUAAUGAAAUGGGACACAUUAAGAUAGAUAAGGAUAUAAUUGUGAAAUCAGACUAUAGAUAA